AUGUCAGAUUAUCUCAACGAAGGGUUGAUUUUUGAAAUCUUCAUAAGACUACCACCCAAAUCCCUCCUCAGGUUUCGAUCACUCUCGAAAUCAUUAUGUUCUUUCAUUUCCAGCCCCCGUUUCAUCCACAUGCACACUUUUCAAUCCCCUAAAAAACUCCUCAUCCAACACCAAACGUAUGAUAAUGAAGACUUCUAUACUUUACAUUCAGAAGACCAAAUUCCAUUGGAUCCCAGAUGUGGAUACAUUCAUACAACACCAAUAAACGCUCCAUACCUCAAAUAUUCCAUUAUCGUUGGUGCAUGUAAUGGCAUUUUCUGUCUGUUUCAUUAUCAAGAAAAUCUUAUCAGUCUUUGGAACUUUUCAAUUAGACGCAAGAUAACCCUCCCUGAUUGUCCUCAGAGAUGCUUUUCUGGGGUACAGAUUGGGUUUGGUUUUGACCCAAUCGACAAUGAUUACAAGAUUGUUAAAUUACCCACAUACGGAGGAAGAGAAGAAAGUUCAUUUGUUUACAGUAUUAAGACAGACGCAUGGUCUGAGAUUGCUUCUCCUACUCCUAUUUUUGAUGAGGUGUUAUUAAAUGCGUGUUUUGUCAAUGGGGCUUUACAUUGGGUUGUAGAACGUCAUUAUAAUAAAUUACAUGAUGUAGCGCAUUUUUAUAUACUGAAAUUCGAUUUGGGCACUCAUGUUUUUGACAUGAUUGCGUUGCCAGAACCCAACAGCAAAACAGCACGACUAACAAGCGUACGAGGUUCUCUAGCUGUGAUUUCUGGGGAUUAUGUGUUGAAGGUCAUCACUAGCCCAAUAGAAUCAUGUUAUUGUCUAGAAGAAGUUAGCAUGUUCUAG
Lactuca saligna is the source of this 846-nucleotide messenger RNA. The record is from the annotation of a GenBank genome assembly. NCBI's taxonomy places the organism in Eukaryota, Viridiplantae, Streptophyta, Magnoliopsida, Asterales, Asteraceae.